Cucurbita pepo subsp. pepo (vegetable marrow) is the source of this 1284-nucleotide messenger RNA. Its product is annotated as histone deacetylase HDT1. Lineage: Eukaryota; Viridiplantae; Streptophyta; Magnoliopsida; Cucurbitales; Cucurbitaceae. The record is from RefSeq and is a predicted model, not a curated record.
UGCUUUAGACAUUUGCCACCACCAAUCCGAUCGUUCCUCCUCAAGCUGUGUCACCCUUCAUUUGCUCUUCAGGGCUUUUCUUAAACCCUAGCGUCUUCUACCUACUCGUCAAUGGAGUUUUGGGGUGUUGAAGUCAAGUCUGGUAAGCCACUUGUUGUGAAGCCUGGAAUUCAAAAAUAUCUGCAUCUGUCACAGGCGACUCUAGGCGAAAUAAAGAAAGACAAAGCGAAUGAAAAUGUGACUAUUUUCUUGAAGAUUGGUGACCAGAAGCUUGUUCUGGGAAUUCUCUCCGCAGAGAAGUUUCCCCAGCUAUCAUUUGAUCUCGUGUUUGAGAAGGAAUUUGAGCUCUCCCACAACGGGAAGAGUGGAAGUGUUUACUGUGCUGGAUACCAGGCUUUCGCGGAGGAUCAAGAACAGGAUGGUUACUUUGAUUCUGAUUCUGGCUCGGAGGAUGAAGAACUUGCAUUGCCCCCUGCUCAAAAUGGAAAACCUAGUCAGAAGGAGGAGAAGUCUAUUUCAGAUAAAAGUAAUGGUGCAAAGGCCGCUUCUUUGAAGAAGCCAAAUGUGAAGCCUCUUGAACCAAGCAAGGAUGAGGAUGACGAGUCUGAUGACGAUGAUGAAUCUGACGAGGAUGAAGAUUCUGAUGAUGAAUCUGAUGAGGAAAUGCUUAAUGCUGACGGUGGUGAUUCUGAUGAUGAAGAUGAUGACUCUGACAGUGAUGAGGAGACACCGAAAAAGAUUGAACCAACCAAGAAGAGGUCGAAUGAGUCUGCCACCAAGUCAACACCCCUCCCUGCAAAGAAGGCGAAGUUAGCUUCGCCUGGAAAGACUGAUUCAAAGAAGGGGGGCCAUACUGCUACUCCACACCCAGCCAAGAAAACUGGUAAAACUCCUGCUGCCAAGUUAGAAAGCCCGAAAUCCGGUGGUCAGUUCUCUUGCAAGUCCUGCGACAGGGCAUUCGGUUCUGAUGGUGCACUUCAGUCUCACAGUAAAGCUAAGCACGGGGGUAAGUAAAAACGAAGAGUGCCAUAGUUUCUUUACAGCUUAAAUAGGUUGGUUUCUAGAUAGGUUGCAGGCUUGGCUGAAAUUUUGUGUGAGGGUUGGGAUUUUAGAACGAGAAAUGUAUUUUUUUUCAACUUGAGGAAGAAGAUGAAUUUAGUUUGAUAAAUGUAUGAAUGAUGUUUUCUGGUCUAAUUGCUGUGUAACUCAUUCGCGUGCAUUUUACUUUGGUGGAACUCUGUAUCAGUCCUUUCAAGCAAUGAAAGUUGAAAUGUGUUCAAUAUA